Aspergillus mulundensis is the source of this 3039-nucleotide messenger RNA. RefSeq names its product phosphatidylinositol-3,5-bisphosphate 5-phosphatase. Gene Ontology annotation, cellular component: intracellular membrane-bounded organelle. Bases 1 to 3039 code for a protein of 1012 amino acids. Lineage: Eukaryota; Fungi; Ascomycota; Eurotiomycetes; Eurotiales; Aspergillaceae. The record is from RefSeq and is a predicted model, not a curated record. Gene Ontology annotation, molecular function: phosphatidylinositol-3,5-bisphosphate 5-phosphatase activity. Gene Ontology annotation, biological process: phosphatidylinositol dephosphorylation. The transcript has a single exon.
AUGCAGAGCUUCGACGGAGCCUCUCGCCCGACUGAGGCCGACGCAAGCCGUACAGCUUCCAUCGCCGGGCGCUCAUCUCGGACCGCCUCUCUCGGUGACAGCGGCUCGCUAUUAUCAACUGUAGCGCUAGAGCCCAACUCCGCCCCAGAAGCCUCACUUACAUCGUCGUCAAGCCACAAAACCUCCGAAGACCAGACAGACGGGCCAACUAUCGCACAUCCCGACGAUGAUGGCUUGUUACGAUCUCCUCUAUCGCCCUUCGGGCCAGGGCCAUAUAAUCCUCCACCGCCGCCCUCGAUCAGCGAAGAUGUCGGCGAGGAAGAAGACGAGGAGCCGCGGAUCGCAACGUCAUUUGAGCGGGACUCGAUGUCUGCAUCGGCGCAGAAGCAGCGACAAGUCUACCUAGAUAGUGGCGGAGAUGAUGGGAUUUACCGGAUGCACAAGUUCUCUCUGUAUGAGACGGCAACGUGGUUCUACAUGGUCGGCAUGGAUUUGUCGGACACGAGGUUUCGCAUUCUGAAGAUUGAUCGGACCUCUGAAACGGAUGACCUGAACAUAAUCGAGGACGAUAUUGUUUAUACGAAGAGGCAGAUGAGCCAGCUUCUGGAUGCAAUAGACGAUGGGAAUAAGAGUUCAGGCGGCUUGAAGCUCAAAUGCAGCGCUUGGGCUAUACUUGGCUUUGUGCGCUUUACGGGGGCAUACUAUAUGCUUCUGGUGACGAAGAGGAGCCAGGUUGCAAUGAUCGGGGGUCAUUAUGUCUACAAGAUCGACGGGACGGAGCUGAUCUCUCUCACGACAUCUUCGAGCUCGUUGCGGUUUAAGCCCGAGAAGAACCCCGAGGAGGCGAGGUACAUUGCGAUCCUUCACAGCCUCGAUCUCACCAGAGCGUUCUACUUCAGCUACUCUUAUGAUGUUACCCACACCCUCCAGCACAAUAUUGUUCGGGAUCGCAAGCUUCAUGAGGACGGCCAGCCAAGAGCAUUUCGGCAGGAUUUCAAUACGAUGUUCAUCUGGAAUCAUCAUCUCCUUGCGCCUGCCAUCAUGCAUCUAAAGAACCCGUACCAAUGGUGCCUGCCUAUCAUCCAUGGGUAUGUCGAACAGGCAAAGAUGUCCGUCUAUGGACGGCUUGUGUACAUCACCAUUAUCGCUCGAAGGUCUCGAUUUUUUGCUGGAGCGCGGUUCUUGAAAAGAGGUGCGAACGAUCUUGGCUAUGUCGCGAAUGAUGUAGAGACGGAGCAGAUUGUCUCUGAGAUGACAACGACUUCAUUCCAUUCGGCGGGACCGGACCUCUACGCAAAUCCAUUGUAUACGUCUUACGUCCAGCAUCGAGGGAGUAUCCCUCUCUACUGGACGCAAGAGAACUCGGGCGUCAGCCCAAAGCCCGACAUUGAAUUGAAUCUCGUUGAUCCAUUCUACUCUGCCGCCGCUUUACACUUCGAUGACCUUUUUGCACGGUACGGUGCGCCAAUAUAUGUCCUCAACCUCAUUAAAUCACGAGAGCGGACACCCCGGGAGUCGAAGCUUUUGAAAGAGUUUACGAACGCUGUGGAGUACCUCAAUCAGUUCCUGCCCGAAGAUAAGAAGCUCAUCUAUAAACCUUGGGAUAUGAGUCGGGCAGCCAAAAGCCGGGAUCAAGAUGUAAUCGAGACGCUGGAAGAUAUCGCAGGCGAUAUAAUUCCCAGGACCGGCUUUUUCCAGAAUGGCCAUGGUGUGGACACAGGGCUAAGAGUGCAGAAUGGAAUCGCAAGAACAAAUUGCAUAGAUUGCCUUGACCGCACUAAUGCCGCGCAGUUUGUUAUUGGAAAGCGAGCAUUGGGAUACCAACUCCAUGCUCUAGGUAUUAUAGAGGGUACGACAGUGGAGUACGAUACGGACAUCGUCAACCUGUUUACGGAUAUGUGGCAUGAUCAUGGCGAUAACAUUGCUAUCCAGUAUGGGGGGUCACAUCUUGUCAACACCAUGGCUACGUACCGCAAGAUCAAUCAGUGGAGUAGUCAUUCCCGCGACAUGGUUGAGAGCUUCAAGCGGUAUUACAACAACUCGUUCCUCGAUGCACAGCGUCAAGAAGCCUAUAAUCUGUUCCUAGGAAACUAUAUCUUCUCACAAGGCCAACCAAUGCUCUGGGAUCUCUCCACCGACUACUACCUGCAUCACGCCGACCCCAGAUUCUGGGCGAACAAAAAGAAGCCCAACUACAUCAAAUGGUACACAGAAGAGAACUUGAAAGAGCGCGAGAUGCCCGUCCCGCCAGCUCCGCCAAAGGAGCCAUUAUCUCGCUAUGACGACUACUGGUUCGAAUACUACCGCCCCCUAGCCAUCUCCUCAUUCUCCAAAAUAUUCUCAUUCAAGAUGAACUCCACCCUCCGCUACCUUCCCUUCCGCCCAACAUCCACAGACGACUACAACCUCAGCCCCUUUGUGCCCCGCAUUUCCCACGAACAACUCAACCGCGAACGACCCCAGCGAAGCGUCAAGAUCCAAGAACCGGAACCCUCAUCCAACGCCCCAGAUCACCCUCACCAACCGUAUACCACUGAAAGGCGCCCCGGGAUCAUGAAACCCAUCUCGUCGCUCGGACCAUUACGCUCCAACACGAUAUCCAGCCACCCAUCCAUGGAUUCGUCCCUCACAACCAACACCCCGAGCAAAGCCCAGAUUGCUCAGUGGACUCUCGGCCAGCUUGUCACCGACUCCCUGAAUCCGUCCGUGACGAGCGCCGAAGCCGAGGAAUACGAGCGCUAUAUAAACCACCCGCUUAAAGUCCCGCUGGUCGUGACGUCGGAAGACGAGCUAACGGCCGCAUCAAUACGUGAGCACGAGUCUAAUCUUGAUCUGGUCGAGUACGUGAAUAAGUGUAAUGUGGAGGAGUAUACCCUUGGCGCGAACGCGGAGGAGAAUCUAGCUGACUAUGCGGAGUUUUUGAACGUCUCUGAGGAGGGUCUAACGGUUGUCGAAGAGGAUAAGGAUAAGAAGAGGUAUAAGCGCUACGGGCAGUGGCUGAAGGGGAAGAGUCUUUUCAAACAGAGGGCGGAGACGUAG